Messenger RNA from Ziziphus jujuba (common jujube), 1042 nucleotides. Its product is annotated as BON1-associated protein 2. The transcript has a single exon. Lineage: Eukaryota; Viridiplantae; Streptophyta; Magnoliopsida; Rosales; Rhamnaceae. Gene Ontology annotation, biological process: defense response. The record is from RefSeq and is a predicted model, not a curated record. Bases 273 to 851 code for a protein of 192 amino acids.
AUUGACUAGAUCAAAUAUGAAAAUUUCAUGGUUUUUGCGACCGCUUAAAAUUCCCAUUAUCUCCAAAAAUGUUAUUCCACAAAGGAAAGCCCCUGAAACUCCCAUGAACUCUCUCAAACUCUCAACUUCCAAACUAAAUUCCUUCUUUAAAUAUUCCUCAACUCUGUUGUAAUCAAAGUUCCAAACUGUUCCUCUCUCUCUCUCUCUCUCUCUCUCUCUCUCUCUCUCUCAAGCUCAACUACAACAAUUCUUUUCUUCAUACACCACAUACCAUGCUAAAGCAAAACCACCACCAUAACCACCAGCCUUUGAUCACCAUGGAAAUCACAGUCAUAUCCGCAAAGGGCCUCAAGGCCUCUUCUUCCAUUCCCUUCUCACAACGUCUCAGACCCUUCAUCACCCUCACCACUGUCUCACCCACUUCUCCAUACACACCAUCCAACGAUGGCAAGCACUGCCACGUGUACAAGACAAGGGUGGAUGAUCAAGGAGGUGUCAAUCCUACUUGGGGUGACAAGUUCCAUGUCCCUAUUGACUCUACUUUCUUCACUAACAGAUACUCCUCCAUAUAUCUUCAGCUCUACACUAAACGACUCGUUUUGGGUCAGACUCAAUUGGGUUGGUGUCAAAUCCCGGCACACGAUAUCGGGUUCCCGCCGGCGGGUUCAGUCCGGCACCUGAGUUACCGGCUCCGGGCAAGGGACGGUUCAAGGACAAAUGGGAUUCUUAACCUUGCAAUAAGGUUUGAAGGUCUUGAGAAUCAAGGAUUAACUAAUUCCAUUUCACCGACACUGGACACAUGUCAGACAGUGAUUGGCAUACCGGUUACAGCAUUUUCCACUUAUAGUUGAUUCACUACUAUUUGUCAUUAGCUUAUUGAAUGUAAGUGGUACAUAAAGCUUAUUAGUGGGCCAUAGGGGGCCAAUCUAAGGGCAAGUGUCAUUGAUUGUUGAACUACAGUGCUUAUAUGAGAUCUAGGAUUAUAAAACCUUCUGACUUUUGUUUUUCGUUUUAGUGGCAAAUUUGAUUUAGACUUUUUCAA